Molecule: messenger RNA, 2040 nt
Organism: Cynara cardunculus var. scolymus (artichoke)
Lineage: Eukaryota; Viridiplantae; Streptophyta; Magnoliopsida; Asterales; Asteraceae
Product: putative receptor-like protein kinase At4g00960
Exons: 7
Coding region: 1-2040 (679 amino acids)
Biological process (GO): protein phosphorylation
Molecular function (GO): protein kinase activity; ATP binding
Source: RefSeq, a predicted model, not a curated record
AUGGUGAUUCUCACCGGAAAACAACUUCUAUUUUUCUAUCUUAAAUUCAUGUACCUAAUCAAUGUUCAUGUCAAAGCACAACCCGAAUACCUUUACCAUAUCUGCCGCAACGCUACUACUUAUACCCCCAACAGUAGUUACGCUAGAAAUCUUGAUGCCACCAUCUCUUCCCUCUCCAACACAAACUCUGGCUACGGGUUUUUUAACUCCUCUGAAGGUCAACGGCCUGAUACAGCCAACGCAAUCUCACUUUGUCGAGCAGACGUGGAUCAAGUCUUGUGCCGAAGAUGUUUGAAUGAAUCUAUUGUUCAGUUAAGACAAUCUUGUCCUAAUCAAAGAGAAGCAAUAACAUAUUAUGAUAUUUGUCUCUUGAAGUACUCUAAUGCCACUAUAUUGGGAAAUUAUGAUACGAACAAAGAUGUUGUCUACAUGUGGAACGUUAACAACGCAUCUGAUAAGGAGGUUUUUACUUGGGCUCUGCUACCGUUGAUGAGAAAAUUGAGUGGCGAAGCAGCUGCUGGUGAUUCAUUGCUGAAGUUUGCUAUUGGUAACACAACAGGACCAGAUUUUGCAACAAUAUACGGCCUUGUACAGUGUAUUCCAAAUCUAUCGCGGUACCAGUGCUUGGACUGUUUGGAUUCUGCAAUUUAUCAAAUUCAAUCCUGUUGUGAUAGGACAAUUGGAGGAAGAGUUCUUACGGCAAAUUGUAACUUCAGGUUUGAGACAUAUGAAUUUGGCAUCAACACCUCACUUAUCCCCUCCCCACCAUCUCCGCCAUUAUCAUCAUCACCACCACCACCACCACCACCACCACAAGUUUUACAGCCGUCUCCGCAGGUUCCACCAACGCCAGGUAAAGAUGCUAGUAAAGCUCAAAGGAUGGCUAUCAUUAUUUCCAUCAUUUUGGUGAUAUUAGUCAUUUCCAUUGUCAUGUUUAUAAUAUGGAGGAGGAAGAAAUCACUUGCAGGAAAACUUAAGAGUGAAAUUAUGGACAUUAGCAUUGUGGAAUCAUUGCACUAUGAUUUCUAUGCUAUUAAAGCAGCAACAAAUGACUUCUCUGAAAAAAAUAAGCUCGGACAAGGUGGAUUUGGACCCGUUUACAAGGGUGAGCUUCCAAAUGGACAAGCAAUAGCUGUAAAAAGACUAUUGAGGGAUUCUGGACAAGGUGAACAAGAAUUCAAGAAUGAGGUCUUACUAGUCGCAAAGCUUCAACAUCGAAAUUUGGUUAGGCUCAUUGGUUUCACAUUAGAAGCAGCUGAACGACUUCUUAUAUAUGAGUUUGUGCCAAAUGCAAGCCUUGACCAAUUUAUAUUUGAUCCAACUAAGCGUUUACUUCUUGAUUGGGAUACACGCUACAAAAUCUUAGGAGGUGUUGCUCGAGGACUUCUUUACCUACAUGAGGACUCACGUCUAAGGAUAAUCCAUCGUGAUCUCAAAGCCGCUAAUGUCUUGUUAGAUUCAAACAUGAAUCCCAAAAUUGCAGAUUUUGGCAUGGCAAGGUUGUUUAACCAUGAGGAAAUUGAAGGCAACACAAAUCGAAUUGUUGGAACCUUUGGAUACAUGUCACCAGAGUAUGCCUUGCAUGGUCAAUUCUCGACAAAGUCAGAUGUCUUUAGCUUUGGAGUAUUAGUGUUGGAAAUGGUCUCUGGUCAAAGGAAUCAACGUUUUCGAAAUGGGCAGUGUGAUGAAGGCCUUCUUACCUAUGCAUGGAAAAGCUUGCAAGAUGAAACAACUUCCAGUAUGAUAGAUCCUGCAUUGAAGGCAACAAUGGGAUCAUUGCAACAAAUAGUCAGAACUAUCCACAUUGGCUUAUUGUGUGUUCAAAAUAAUGUUGUUGACAGGCCAACAAUGGCUGAGGUUGUUCUUAUGCUCAAAAGCUUCUCUCUUGCUCUCCCAAUUCCAUUUGAGCCAGCAUUUUUCAUGCACAGUAGCGGUGAUGCCCAAAUGACAAACCUUGUAGAAUAUGAUAAUUUUGGAAACAUUAAAGGAUCACAGCUUUCAGUAAAUGAUGCUUCAAUAACAAAUAUAGUCCCUAGAUAG